Molecule: messenger RNA, 1482 nt
Organism: Penicillium concentricum
Lineage: Eukaryota; Fungi; Ascomycota; Eurotiomycetes; Eurotiales; Aspergillaceae
Product: pyridoxal phosphate-dependent decarboxylase family protein
Exons: 1
Coding region: 1-1482 (493 amino acids)
Biological process (GO): carboxylic acid metabolic process
Molecular function (GO): pyridoxal phosphate binding; carbon-carbon lyase activity
Source: RefSeq, a predicted model, not a curated record
AUGCAGACAGAAUUCCAACAAGGUCUAUGGAAGGCUGCCCAGGGCCCGUGGGAGUCGGCCGUUCUCCCUAGUGCCCAGAAUCUAGCGCGAGCUAGAGCUUCUCUCCCCGCGACACUUCCAGAUACAGGAUCCAGUCUCGAAUCUGUCCAGCGACACAUUGUCGACGAUAUUGUCCCGGCAUUCAACGGAGGAAGCUUAAGUGCCAACUACUAUGGCUUCAUCACUGGCGGAACUACCCCGGCAGCGCUCUUCGCGGACAACGUUGUAUCUGUUUACGACCAGAACGUCCAGGUGCAUCUCCCAAAUCACUCGAUUGUCACCGAUGUAGAGUACAACGCACUUGGUCUCCUUUUGGAUCUCUUCCGACUAGAGCGUUCUGAGUGGCAUAAUGGAACAUUCACUACUGGUGCCACGGGGAGCAAUAUCCUCGGCCUAGCAUGUGGGCGCGAAUUUGUUUUGCAAAAGGCGGCGGAGAGACAAGGCUGUCAUCUCCAGAGUGUUGGUGAAGAGGGCCUAUUUGAGGUAUUGAACGCACUGGGUCUUUCUGGAGUGCAAGUUUUAUCAACACUGCCACACUCGUCCGUCGUGAAAGCCGCUGGUGUGCUAGGCAUCGGUCGUUCCAACGUACACAACAUCUGCCGAGCCGACGACCCGCUCCGCUUUGAUAUUGAUAAGCUUGAAAAAGAACUUGCGAGAACAGACAAGGUCAGCAUUGUCGCGAUAUCUUGUGGGGAGGUCAAUACUGGUCGGUUUGCAACAAGCGGUGAGGAUUUGAGAGAAAUUCGCCAGCUGUGCGACAAGUACGGAGCCUGGAUGCAUGCCGAUGGAGCAUUCGGAAUAUUUGCCCGUGUUUUUGAUGAUAGCCCGGAGUUUGCAACAGUCAAGAAGGGUUGCGAAGGAAUAGAACUGGUUGAUUCGAUUACCGGUGACGGCCACAAGCUUCUCAACGUUCCCUACGACUGUGGCUUUUUCUUUACUCGACACCCGAAUGUGGCAUCGCAAGUAUUCCAAAAUGCAAAUGCAGCCUACUUGACUGCUGGAAGCUCCGAUGGCCCUUCCAUCCCCUCGCCUUUGAACAUUGGAAUUGAAAACUCACGAAGGUUCAGAGCAUUGCCGGUGUAUGCAUCGCUGUUGUCGUAUGGCAGGUCUGGAUAUCAAGAAAUGCUGGAGCGUCAGACAAGACUUGCCCGGAAAAUCUACGGAUGGGUCUUCGAGCAUUCUGCGUAUACAGCUUUACCAGAAGCAUCGUCUAAAUCUGAGCUGCUUAAUCAGACCUUUAUGUCUGUUUUGUUGCGCGCAAAUGAUGAGAGCUUGAACCGCGAGCUAGGAAGCAAGAUUAACGAGAGUUCGCGAAUGUUCGUCUCCGGUACUAGCUGGGAUGGAUCCCCUGCUUGCCGCAUUGCAAUUUCGAAUUGGCGAGUUGAUGUCGAGCGAGACUUUGCGCUGGUGACAGACGUGUUGGCAAAGGUUGCUCAGGGCUAG